This is a messenger RNA of Grammomys surdaster, 1974 nucleotides long. RefSeq names its product transmembrane protein 184C-like. The transcript is spliced from 7 exons. Bases 626 to 1738 code for a protein of 370 amino acids. Gene Ontology annotation, biological process: transport. The record is from RefSeq and is a predicted model, not a curated record. Gene Ontology annotation, molecular function: transporter activity. NCBI's taxonomy places the organism in Eukaryota, Metazoa, Chordata, Mammalia, Rodentia, Muridae.
UAGAUAUGCACACAAUGUCUUCAUCCAGACGUGGUGGUGCGUGCCUUUAAGCCCAGCACUCAGAGAACUCUGAGUUGGAGGCCAGUCUGGUCUAUAUUGUGAGUUUCAGAACGAUGGUACAUAGACCCUGUUUCAAAACAACACCAAAAAGGAAAAAAAAAAUAAAUGUCUUCCGUGGCAUUUACUGUGAUGAUACUUUUUCUCAAUUUCAAAUUAUUUCUGAGAACUCAACUAACUUUCCAUUUUACAUUCAUUAUUUACCCCAAACGCUUAUGUUUUUGUUUAACUGUAUCAAAGAUGCUUUAUUGGACUUUAAAGCAUGUUUGCAGGACCUGGGCUGUAGCUCAGUAAUGGAAUGCAGCCUUGCGUUGUUUAGUCCUCAGUAUUCCUGCCCUCCUCCCCAGAUGAGUUCUUCUGUGUUACUUUAGAAUUUACUGCUAGCAUACGACAAGACCCCGAUUUUAUGGUUGUCUGUGAGUGGAACUGAGUGGAAAUACUAUUUUGGCUACUGCUCUUCUUUAACAUCCUUGCUUCUCCAUAGUGGCUGGCUUUGAAAUUCCCCAAAAUUGCAAUAUACGUGGAUACCUGCAGGGAGUGUUACGAAGCGUAUGUCAUCUAUAACUUUAUGAUAUUCCUUACCAACUAUUUGACAAUCCGAUUUCCCAACUUGAUGCUACACCUAGAAGCUAAAGAUCAGCAAAACCACCUUCCUCCCUUAUGCUGCUGUCCACCAUGGGCUAUGGGAGAAAUGCUGCUCUUUAGGUGCAAGCUAGGAGUGCUGCAGUACACCGUGGUACGGCUCAUCACCACUGCCACUGCAUUAGUGUGUGAAUUGCUUGGCGUGUACGAUGAGGGGAACUUCAGUUUCUCAAAUGCUUGGACCUACCUCGUUAUAUUAAACAAUUUGUCACAACUGUUUGCCAUGUACUGCUUGCUGCUGUUUUAUAAAGUCCUAAAGGAGGAGCUUAGUCCUAUACAACCAGUUGGCAAGUUUCUUUGUGUGAAGUUGGUUGUCUUCGUUUCCUUUUGGCAAGCAGUACUUAUUGCUUUGUUGGUUAAAGUGGGAGUUAUUUCAGAAAGACGUACCUGGGAAUGGCAAAGUGCAGAAGCUGUGGCCACAGGCCUACAGGAUUUCAUAAUCUGCAUCGAGAUGUUCUUUGCGGCAAUUGCCCAUCACUACACGUUCUCCUACAAACCGUAUGUGCACGAAGCGGAGGAAGGCUCCUGCUUUGACUCCUUCCUCGCCAUGUGGGAUGUGUCUGACCUCAGAGACGAUAUUUCCCAACAAGUACGGCGUGUCGGGAGGACAAUGCGAGGAUAUCCAAAAAAGAAGUGUUUUCCCGGGGAUCCGGACCACAAUGAACAUUCAAGUUUGCUCUCCUCAUCAUCUCAAGACAGGGCUUCUGGUUCUUCAAAGCCACCCUCACCAGUGGGCCUGUACCAAGGCUUUGGGCACACGAUCAGAUCACAGAGCCCAAUUUCUGUAGCCAGUGUAUAUGAAGAUAUUCUGAAUGACAUUCCAGAAGAACAGCAUAAGCUUCUUGACACAGGACAGGAUGUUAUGAUUGACAUGCCAGAUGAGCAAGACAUGCCUUGGAAAAGCCAAUAUCAAGACCAACUACAAACAGUUAUUUCACAGGCUUUACUUUAUUCAGCAAGGCUACCUGAAGAUACCACAAUUGAUAUCCCAGAUUGGGAUGAGGAGCCCUCUGAUUCAUCGUCAGUUCUGGACUACUAAAGCUGCCAUAGCCUCCUUCCAUCCUCAAGAUCUGUACAGUUGAAAAUGUUGUAAAAUCUGAAAAUAGGCCAAAACUAGAUAUAAUAUACAUACAUAUCUAACACUAAUACACACAUAUUAACAUACAUAUAUUUGUAUAAGUUUUAUAUAUAUCACAAAUAAUGUUUAAAUUUCCUAGGCUUUGGCUCUCUUCAACUGUUAGAAUAUCAUAUAUUCAAACAGUAGGUAACAACUGU